AUGAAAGAUCCAACGAAACGCCUCAAGAUGUGGGCAAAUGGGUAUCGAAUGGACGAGUUGCACAGUCACCUAGGUGAUGUCGGCUGUCGUUUGGUGCUGGGCGAAAAGGAAGACGCGCACAAGUUUAUUUUUCACUUCUUGUCAGCCAUGCCCAUGUGUCUACCAGCUUUCAGUGGCGCAGUGUUCAACAUCAUUGAAUUUAAUACUUGCAACACCCAAGCCAGGCAGUCAAACGGUGCUCUCGAUGCCAAAUACCUUGAGCGCAAUCGACGCGUUUCGUCCGAUCGCAUUGUCGUGGAAAACUUCUUCGGGCGUGUUUGCUCCCUGUGGAGAAUUUCAAGCACGACGUUCACCUGGGGCGAGAAGAUCUACCUUUCGCUUCAGAAGACUACGUUUGCCUUGACCAACUUCCAUCUGUCAUUGCUGCCCUUGCGCGCAGAGGACGAAAACUACUAUGCCAUGUUUCUGGCUCCUACCAGUGCAUGGCGAGCGAGAAGAAGCGAAAGCGUGCUGAGACUCAGCGCCGUUAUCGAUUGA
Messenger RNA from Aphanomyces astaci, 537 nucleotides. RefSeq lists its product as hypothetical. The transcript has 2 exons. Bases 1 to 537 code for a protein of 178 amino acids. Lineage: Eukaryota; Oomycota; Saprolegniomycetes; Saprolegniales; Verrucalvaceae. The record is from RefSeq and is a predicted model, not a curated record.